CCAGGCGGUGGCACCAUGGCUAAGUGGCUAAACAAGUACUUCAGUUUAGGGAAUAACAAAACUAAGAGCCCCCCGCAGCCUCCCCGGCCGGACUACCGCGAGCGCGGGCGCGGGGGCAGCAGCAGCAGUGGUAGCAGCCGGGGGGCGGCGGCGGCGGGGGCAGGUGGUGGCUGUGAGCGGCGGCAGCAGCAGCCCCCAGCCGCCUCCUGCUCGUCCUCGUCGUCCUCUUGCUUUUCAGCCUCAUUCCGGGAGGACAGCGGCAGCACCAGCGACCUCAUCCGCGCCUACCGGGCCCAGAAGGAACGCGAUUUCGAGGACCCCUACAACGGCCCCGGCUCAUCGCUGCGCAAGCUGAGGGCCAUGUGUCGCCUGGACUAUUGCGGGGGCCAGGACAGCAGCGGGGACAGGACCUUCUCCUCAGCCUCCUCGUCCGCAGGCUGCUGCUGCACCUCUGGUGGCGGAGGGGGAGCCGCCGCCUCCUCCUCAUCUUCCUCCUCCCCGCACCUUUUCCGCAGCAAUAGCGAGCGGCGGCCCGCCACACCGCCUGAGGUCAAAUACAUCUCCCCCAAGCACCGGCUCAUCAAGAUCGACAGCGGCUGCGGUGGUGGCGGUGGCGGUGGCGGUGGCGGUGGAGGAGACCCUGGGGGAGGCGGCAGUAAGAGUAGCAGCAGCAGCGGCAGCAGCAGCGUCCGAACCUGGAGCCCGUCCGCUUGCGGCAGCAGCAGCAAGAAAGUGCUCAACAGGUGCCCUGAAGAGAGUGGCGCCGCCGGAGGCAAGAAAGAUAAGGUUAUCAUUGCUGAUGAUUACUCAGAUCCUUUUGAUGCCAAAAGUGAGCUGAAGAAUAAAGCAGGAAAGGGGGAAAGCACUGGCUACAUGGAGCCCUAUGAAGCUCAGAGGAUUAUGACAGAAUUUCAGAGGCAAGAAAGCGUGAAAUCCCAGAAUAAAGGCGUCCAGUUAUAUGACACACCUUAUGAACCAGAAGGCAAUGGGGUAGAUUCAGACUCUGAAAGCUUGGUCAGCCAGCGUUUACGAGAAAGCAAGUUGCCCCAGGACGACGACAGGCCUGCAGACGAGUACGAUCAGCCUUGGGAAUGGAACAAAGUCACAAUUCCAGCCUUAGCAGCUCAGUUUAAUGGUAAUGAGAAGAGGCAGUCUUCCCCCUCACCUUCCAGAGACAGGCGUCGACAGCUCCGAGCCCCAGGUGGAGGCUUCAAGCCUAUCAAACAUGGAAGCCCAGAGUUCUGUGGGAUAUUGGGAGAAAGAGUCGAUCCUACUGUCCCACUGGAAAAGCAAAUCUGGUAUCAUGGAGCAAUCAGCAGAACAGAUGCCGAAAAUCUCCUCCGGUUGUGUAAAGAGUGUAGCUACCUUGUAAGAAAUAGCCAGACAAGCAAGCAUGACUAUUCUCUGUCACUGAAGAGCAACCAGGGCUUCAUGCACAUGAAGCUGACCAAAGCCAAAGAGAAAUACAUCCUGGGGCAGAACAGCCCCCCGUUUGACAGCGUCCCCGAAGUCAUUCACUACUACACGACCAAAAAACUGCCCAUCAAAGGAGCGGAACACUUGUCCCUGCUCUAUCCCGUGGCUGUCCGGACCCUAUGAGGAGAGGGGCCGACCCGCUCCCCUGUUCCCACGCGUGGACGCCGGGCCCGGAGAAGCGAGGAAGGGAGCAAAGGCUCCUCCCUGAGCAUCAACCAGAACUCUGGACGGAGAAGAAGCCGAAGCUCACCGCCUGUCACCACAGAUUGACUGGCUGUGUUCAGAUCCUUAGUGGUACUUUGGCACUGCUGUAUGUCUUUAGAAUUAUGUUUCUAUUUAAGGGGGUGGAAAAACCAUAUUUAAAUGUGAUAGCAGAUAAUCCAGCCCAAUCCCACCCCCACAUCUCCUUGUCCUUCCUGUGAAUUAAAAUAUUUUCAAAUCCAAAGAGACAUCUUCCAGGGUAAACAGAGCAAAGCAGCUUAAGCAAACAGUGAGCCCCAAGGAUUUUCAUUUCUUUGUUCUCCUGCCGUCAAGAACUUACUCCUGCGUAUAGUCAAAUAAUAAUAAUAUUAAGAGUGGUGAUUCUCCGCUGGUGCUCUACGGUCCCUACUGAUAACGAGAACAGACAGAUGCUGGGUCUUUCCGGACCUGGAGAAUGGUAGCAUGUUCAAUUCAUUCCCCCCAGGAGUCCCCAGAACUCUGCCUCUUCCGCAUGUGCGAGUGUGUGUGCGUGUGUGUGUGUGUGUGUGUGUGUCUGCACACGAGUGUAUGUAUGGGUACGGGGAGUAUGCGUGCUUUCAUAGGCGCUGGCUGAGGCAAAUCCAACACAAAUCCUUUCUCUUCCCUUGAUGUGACUAGGAGACCUCUCUCAAUGAAAUCAUUUUGCAGUAGCAGAAAGAAUUCAAUUAUUUAUGACUAGGGUAUGUAAAUAAAAUAGUGGUUUAAUAUAUAUAUUUUUCAUCUUUUUUUUCCUUUGGUACAACAAUAAAUCUCUAUGGGUGUAUCUGUUCACUCCUGAGUUUCAUUCAGAAGCUGAGUCAGACGCUGCUUCUGUCUUCUCCUAGUGAGCGGCCAGUGGUUCCUUCAGGAGACGAGGUCAUUCCAGCACAGCUGGCGCAGGGGGCGGGUGUCGCAGGACUUCUGAAGGCUCUCCUUGUUGAUCUCAUCUCAUUUUCACAAAUAGUGCACGAACGAGUCGCUCUAAAAUAGCCAGCUCACACUCUCCGAUGUCCUUUUUGCCUCAGGGAUAGAAACGCGUGCUAGAAAUGGCGCUUCCAUUUCUCCAAGUCAAAGCGAAUCUUGAGUAAACAACGUAGAGCAACCCGUAAAUCUGGCCUGUCGGAGAGCAUCGAAGGCUGAGGGGUCUGAGCACCCCAAAAAGGGUCACCUCUAUAAAUAAGCACGAUGCCCCCCCAUCCCCAUUUGGAAAUACUCUGGCUUCUCCUUCUAGCUGAAUAUGCCAUUCAGGCCCAGAUGCUAUCUAGUGGCUUGGAAGGAAAAAAUGUCCAUUGGCAAGUUGUGUUGCUUUCAGAAAUACAACCUGAACCCUCCUCCCCCCCCUCAUUCCCCAACAACUCCCGGGACCCUGGGAGCGUGCUGAGUGGGAUGAACGCCAGACCUGUUCAGAGCCCGCUAAACUGUCGAAUGCCCCGUUUCUCCAUUGGUAAUGGAGGCCGGGCUUGCGAGAGGAACCUCUGACGGUGUGCGCUCUGACAUCGCACAGGCUUUGCCCCAUUUUUCUUUAUCAGAUACAUUCCAUGAGAUCAGAUUGCCGGGUGUCAUCUGUGCUUGGCUGCCCUUUCUUAUGACCUGCCAGGAAGCUGAUGCUGCACUUUGCACGGAAAUGCCAAGCAAGGGCAGCACGACAAGAGAAGCCGUUAGGGAUGUCGUCAUCUUCUCUCUCCCUCACCAGGGACAGAAAGGAUCGUGCCCUGCGCUGUUGGCCGUUCUUCCUAAAUGGGCAAGUCUGGAGUUGUACAAAUGUCUACAGCAGCUCUGCAGCCCGCCCGAUGACAUCUCCACACACUAAAUUAGUUUCCUAAUCCAGAGAAGUCCUAUCUUCUCUCUGGAAAGUAAUAAUAAUGGUUUGGGGGGUUUUAAGUGAAUUUUUUUCAUAAGAAAAUGCUCUGCUCUGUACGUGCAGCAGAAAUGAAAACAAGAGUUUGUUUGCACUGUGACGUUGUCUUAUACAUGCAAUCAUAAGCCACGUUAUCAAGGUUACCCAAGAUUCCUAAGCCAUUCCCCCCGGUGAGGACCUAGAGAGUAGAACAGCCACGAGUUCUCUCCCAGGUUCACUCCCCCUUACCAGUUUUUGUUUGUCUUUUUUUGGUGAAUCUCUCCCGCUUCCUCUAAUUGUGACUACUUCCUGUCUAUCAGCCUCUAUUCCUCUUUUCUUAAACAUCCAAUAAUUAAGGCUAUUUUUCUCUUUCAGGACUACUCACAUGGAGAUUACUUGGGAUUUUUUUUUUUGGCUAAUUCCAAGUUUAGCAUGUCAGCAGCAAGUAGUGAAAAUAAUAAUUAAGCUCUAUUUCAUAUAAGGAGAAAAAAAAGGGCCUGUCACGGCAUCUCAGUGCUCCUCAGUAUUUUAUCUUUGGGGAGAGAAAAAACACUUUUAAUGUAUUGCAUGCAGAAUCAGAAUAUAGAAAUGUAACAGUGCUGGUCUUAGGGUCAAGAACACCUGGGUUCACAUUCCACCUUUCACACAUUAAUGUUGCAACUUAGUGGAAAGACACUUAAAACUAAAGCUCUGAGCUUCGGUUUCAUCUUUAAAAUGAGAGGACUGGUAUCUUUUUCAGCUCUCAAUUUAUGAUUUUAUGGCAUCUCCAGCCACAAACGUUUUUUUAAACCCUUACUUUCUGUCUUAGUGAAAAUUCUAAGACAGAAGGGGAAGGGCUAGACAACUGGGAUUAAGUGACUUGCCCAAGGUCACAUAGCUAGGAUAUCUAAGGUCAGAUUUGAACCAAGGUCCUUCUGACUCUAGACCUGGCCUCUUAUUCAUGGAGCCACAUAGCUGCCCAACAAAACUUAUGAUGACAUCAUAACACCUACAAAUUCAACUGUUUGGCAAAUAUAAUGCUACCACUGCAGAUGCUUUUUUCCCCAUUUAAUCACCCAGAGCAAAUUUCCCCAUUGCAUCCCAGAAAAACCUGUAUACCUUCUAUAAAGGAAAAGGAAGGGUUAUGGAGAAAAGAAUCUCUUACUUGUGAAUCCCAGGUUCCCCCUUAGUGCUUCAAUGAGUGGGGUAUAAACCAUAAAAAGGAAAAUGUUGAAUAGUAAAGGGAUCCUUAACAAAACUGCCUUUUGCAAGAUUUGUUUCAUUUUUUUUAAGUCCUUAUGUUCCGUCUUGUCAAUUCCAAGGCAGAAGAGCAGUAAAGGCUAAGGCAACUGGGGUUAAGUGACUUCCUCAGGGCCACAGAGCUAGGAAGUAUCUAAGGUCAGUUUUGAAUCCAGGACUUCCUGUCUCCAAGCCUGGGUCUCUAUGCACUGAGCACCUUAGCUGCCCCCAAGAUUUCCUCUUUGAAAAGGGUGAAUGGAACCUUCUCUGUGAUUUCAUUGAUGUAGGGACCACCAAGGAAAACUGACCAUUUUCCAAAGCCAAGUCAGUUGCCUAAAGUGCCGAGAUCAAGUAACUGUCCCAACAAUGGCAAAGAUAGGGCUGCUACUUGGGUCUUUCUGACUCAGAGAUUGAGCUGUCAUAUAUCCCCAUCCCCCUCUUUUGUCUCUUUUUCUUUUUCAAAAACUUUAUUAAAUUGCCCUGAACUGCUCCUACAAGCCUUGAUGAGACAAGGUUUUUUUCUGCAUUCCCUGAAAAAUGGCAUUUCUUCAUUCCAAAAGAUUUUUCCAAUGCUGUCCUUCCACAUUGCUCUGGUUUGGAAGAAUAUGAAUGUUGUUAAAAUACUGACAAAGCAAGAAACAGAAUCAUUAUUUGAGGAAGAGCCCCAAGAUAAUCAAAUAGUCAUUUCUCUGGAAGAGGUUCACCAUCCGUUCGGAAAUGAAAUGACGCUAUCUUUGUAAGGGUUUGAAAUCAAGUUCUGGUGUGAUUUUGUACAGGGCGCCCUGAGAGUAUGACAGCUAGAUGUAACCCAGUAGAUAAAGUGCUGGGCCUGGUUCUGGAGGACCAGGCACAAAUCUUGCCUCAGACAUCUCCUUGCUGUGUGACCCUGGAUACAUCACCUAUCCCCAAUUGCCUAGCCCUUACUGCUCUUCUGCCUUAAACAUCAAUACUUUAGUAUCCAUUCUAAGACCAAAAGUAAAGGUUUGGGGGUUUUGUUUUGUUUUUUGUUUAGUUUUUCUUAACUCAUUCAUGGUUCUUUGGGAAAUCAAUUCAUUUGACUCUCUCAGGUUUGCCAUUUGGCUCUCCUGGAUCCUUUCUCGCCACUCUAAGCAGAACAUCCCAUAGGUGUGCAGAAGUAGUGGUUGCACCCAUCAUCUCACCCCUUCUUCACAGAUCAACCCACAGAAGGUACAUUUGGCGUGCUGUCAGGAGCCUUUGUCUUACUCUGUUUAUCCUGUGAAUCCCAUUAAGGAUUUAGCCUCUGACACAGCACUUUGGAUUGUUGGAACCUUUUCACCCUUUGAAGUUAGUUUUCCCAACAGCAACAGAGAAGGCAAAAUCUGUCCAAAAUGAACCAGCUCCGUGCGUGACGUUAUUACAUAGUGGUGCCUUCAAGACCUCAGCACUGAUGACAUCUCCUAGGUAGGCAAGGCGGUGUCUCACCUCCAAUCCCACCAACACUCUUCUCCCAUGUGAAGUAUGUGCCAAUUAUACUCAGCUGUUUUGUGCGUCACCUGUCACUCAUCAGUCCCUGCUGUACAUUGUGUAUCUGGUAUCUACCAUUUAAAAGUUUCAUGGAAACUUUGAAUGCAAAUUGUGAGUGUUUUCAUUCUGUGUAAUAAAAUGUAUAAAGAUGUAUAUUUAAUGUGAAACUUUUAAUAUAAAAGUGUCUUGUUAAAUGCA
This is a messenger RNA of Monodelphis domestica (gray short-tailed opossum), 6433 nucleotides long. RefSeq names its product SH2 domain containing adaptor protein B (gene SHB). The record is from RefSeq and is a predicted model, not a curated record. NCBI's taxonomy places the organism in Eukaryota, Metazoa, Chordata, Mammalia, Didelphimorphia, Didelphidae. Gene Ontology annotation, molecular function: phosphotyrosine residue binding.